AUGUCAAAUAAUUUGAUAAAUCCUACACAUACACAAUACGGUGAGAAGCGAAAACGAACUAGAGUUGCUUGUGAUUCUUGUAGAAAAAGAAAAAGUAAAUGUGAUGGUGGUAAUCCAUGUUCAAAAUGUAAAGAAAAAGGUAGAAAAUGUGAAUACAUUAUAGUCCAAAAGGAAAGAAAGAAAAGAACCACCAAAAAUCAACAAACUAGAGAUCAUAAAGGUAUAGUGAAACCUAAUAACGGUAAUGAUGAAGCAACAAUAAAAAAGUUGAGUUCAAGAAUCAAUGUCUUGGAAAAUCUACUUGGUAAACUAAUAGGUAAAUUAGAUCCACAGGAUCAAGCUGAAUUUUUAGAGACAAAUAAUGAUCUUGAAAGCGGUAUUAGUUACGAUGAAGAACAUUUUGAAGAGCUUGGUAGUGGUAAAGAAAGUAAUUUUAUAAUGGAAUUGGAUUCAGAAUUGGAAUCCCAGGAAUCUGAAAAUGAAGUUUCAAUAGAAGACCCAAAAGUAAUGAAAGAUAUGUUAGCUCCGAGUGAACCGAAUUGUUUAACACUGCAUAUCAAACGCAAAAUGAUGCAAUAUUUUGGAGCGCAUUCAAUCUUUUAUAUAUUAUCAGCAAAAUCAUUAGACUGGAUUAAAAGCAAAAUCAUUGGUGGAGAGGGAAAUGAUGAUGAUAUUUUUGCACCUUUGAAACAGUUGCCAAUUGCUUUUAAAGCAGCUAUCAAAACAUCUACAAACUUACUUGCAGAACCAAAUUCAAUUCAACUUGAGAAGGAAAAAAUGUAUUUCAGAUUGGAAGAACAAGCAUUAAUCUUUGAAAUAUUAGAGUAUUACUAUGAAGAUUUAUAUAUAGCUCCAUUUCUUUGUGAUAUUUCAACAGUUAGAGAAUUAUUUCAAAUUUAUUUUUAUGGUUACUCAUCCAAUGAUAUUGGUAUAAUAGAAGAUUUUAUUUAUAGUGAGCUAUUAAUUAUGAAUACAUCUGUUUUGUUAUGUCUUAUAAAUUGGAAAAAGGGUCAAGAUAUUGAUUCAGUUAAAUUUCCCAAUUUGUCAAAAGUGACCAACAUUGUUGAAUUUGCAAAUAGAUUGUUCAACAACUCAAUGGAAUGUUACAAAAAGAUUUCAAAAUCUAAUGAAGGGUUAAGAGCAGUUCAAGGAAUAUCACUAUUGAUUAUUUAUAUUGAAAUAACUUUAAUUACUGAUUUUCAUGUUAAUUAUAUCUUAGUUAAUGAUCUUAUUGGAAUGGCUAAAGAAAUGGGACUACAUUCAAUUGAUUAUAUAGAUGCAGAAGAGGAUCAUAAAACCGCAAUGUUAAAGCGAAUUUUGUGGUGGUUUUGCGAGUAUAUUGCUUGUGAAGUUAGUUACAAAAGUGGCAAGACGAUGUUGAUAAAUAUGGAAGACGUAACAACAUUGACUGAAUUUGAUAAAUGUUUUUUGUCCAUACCAAAAUCACUAUUUUAUAACGAUAAAUAUAAAGAUAAUGCCAAUAAUAUUUUUAAAAAUGCACAAAAGUAUGGUUAUCAUUAUUAUUUUGCAUAUUUCGGGUUAAUGUUGACACGAAUAAAAAUGAAAAGUUAUAAUAAACUAUUUUCCAAAAUACCUACAAGUAUAAAUAUUCAAGGAAUUUUGACCAUCAUAAAUGAAAUUAAUGAGGAUUUUAGUAAAAUGAAUAAUUUGAUGUUAAAAGGUACCAAAUUAGACGACUGUGAAUUAAUUCCGGCUGAGAAUCCAUUUUCCUGCAAACAAGAUAUGUAUAAUUAUCAAUUGAUCCACUUGAGGUGCUCGUACUAUGCUCAUUUAUCUUCAAUUAAUAGAAUUCCAUUUAUCAAGAAUUUCAAAAUUGAAGAUGCUAGACUACUACUAUAUGGUAAUUUAUCUUUAAAUAGUUCAAGAAAAUUGUUAAACUUAGUCAACAAGAUUAAUAAAGAUUUAAUAAGUGUUUCUGGUAGAACAACCUUGUCAUUUUAUCCAUUAAUUGCAUUUUGUAGCUUGUUAGGUAAUUGUUUAAUGUUCUCGAAUGAAAAAUCAAGUCAUAGUGAUGGGUUAUUAUUGAUUAAAUCUGUAAAGUUUUUUCAAUUUGAGGAGGAAAUUGAUUAUUUGAAUAGUAAAGUAUUAUACUACGACUAUAUAACGAGAGCUUUAAUUAAAGUUUUGGUAAAUAAAGUUGAUUAUUUAAAUGAAGACUUAUUAGAAUUAUAUACAAAAGAACUGCUUUUAAAUCAAACAUUUUUUGAACAACUUCAUAAUAAUAACAAAAUAGUACAAUUAAGUUCAAAUCCUAGUCCUAUAAGUCAUAAUGAUAUAAGUAUAUCAAACGAUUUUAAUGCUUUUGACUUUGAUGUUGAUCAAAUACUAUCACAAUAUGCUUUAGAUAAUACAUUUAUAAAUAAUAUUAACUCAAAUGAUUAUGGGGAAUUGUCUUGGAACUCAAAUUUCAAUGAGAUACCAAUUUCAAAUAAUGUUAAUGGGUUUUUAUCAAAUGAAAUUAUAAAUUAA
Messenger RNA from Insectozyma verbasci, 2490 nucleotides. NCBI's taxonomy places the organism in Eukaryota, Fungi, Ascomycota, Pichiomycetes, Serinales, Debaryomycetaceae. The record is from the annotation of a GenBank genome assembly.